AGCAGUUGGUACCAAUGUUAGUUGAUUAUUUUCAUGUCCACCAUUAUAUGGCUUGGUUUAGCGAAAAGUGAAUAAUUUUGUAGUUGAUUAUCAAAAACUAUGCUAGAAUAUUGUAACAAGUUGAAAAUUCUCAUAACAUAACAAAUGGCAUCUUAUAAUAUCUUGGCAACAGUUAUAAGUAUAUGUGAAAAAUAUACCAUGGAGAACAUAAUUUGAAGAUAAAUCAAACAAUAAGAAAAAGCCGCGGAUUAUCAAUCAUAAGAUUCAGGGAGCUAGCUUUCAUGUUUUUUGUAAUUUUGUUACCAAUAGUCUCGCUUAAAAUGAAAAUAUAUUAUUGUGUUGAUUAUAAGACUGUUAAUAUUAUACUAUUAGGAGUAUAAAUUGAAGAUCUGGUGAUUUAAAAGUGUGAUACAAAAUUUUCAGCAUGGAAGACUAUAACAGUGAAGCCCUGAAAACGGUCGAGGACGUAGCCAAUAGUAUUCCCAUGGGUACAUCAGAUAUGAUUAAAAAUGAUGUUUUGAAUGAACUUGAAUAUCAAAAAAUUUCUAGUGUAAAUAGUGAUAAUCAGAUGGGUGUAAUUAGUGAAAAUAUAGCAAAUAUGAAUUAUCUCCAAACUGGUUUAGAAUCUAACAUGUUACAUACAUCUAUGAAUCAGAAAACAGAAGAAUCUUCCAGUAUACAUAAUAAAGAGUUGGACAUAGGUUCUCCAAAUAUAGAAUCUGAAUUGGAAAAAAAUAGUAGUUCUGCUGGUGAUUCUAUUGAGAAUAUAAUUAAUAGAGAAACAGUUGAUGAAAACACAGAGAAAAGAAUGGAUAGUAGUGAAAAUGUGAUUGAAAAUUUCAAUACUGAUAUUACUAGUAAUAGUAGUUUUAUAACCAGAGACUCUGUAAGUGAGGUUAUUGAAAACACAUGUGCAGGUUCAUUACAUUCAGACAAUAAUUGUGAAGGAAAUAGUCAACUUAUAGAAAGUUGUGUUAUUCCAGAAUCAAUCAUAGAAAAACAAUUUCACCAAACUUCCAAUCCUUCCAAUGAUUUACAUGAAUCAGAAAUAAAUACUUUUCAUUCUGAGAACUCAUUGAAAGAUAAAGGUAUUGAACUUGCAGAACAAAGUCCGGGAUUAGUAAUGUUGGAAGAUCUAUCAGAAAUUCCAAGUGAAAGUUUUCCAGAUCUAGAACCUGAUAAAGAAAAAUUAACAACUGAUAGUGAAAUUGCUACAGGUACAUCUGAUACUAAUUCUGACAGAGAACUUGAAAUCAUGGAUUUUCAUACAGAAAGUAUUUCCACUCAGGAAAAACAAAAUAAAAAACCGUUGGAAGCAACUACUUCUGCAAAUCAAAUAUUAUUGUCAGAAGACAAAAGUACUGAUGUCAUAAACAUAGAUGAUCCAGAAAAAGAUGAUAUAGUAGAAGAAAAACAAAAUGUCAUUGAAACAGAAAACAGUUUAGAGAGUCCAAAUGAUAACGAAGAGAAGCAAUCGCAGAAAACUACUACAAAUGUGUCAAAAUGCAGCAGCAAUAAUUUUAGUGAAAAUGUAGUUGAUAAUGAAAAUGAAAAGGAAGAAGUGUCUGCUACAAGUAAAAAUUUUCACUCUGAUCUCUUAGAUAGUAAUGAAAACAGGGAAGGUGCAGAUGCUGAAUUGUGUAUAAUACCUGAUACAGAAAGAGUUAUAUCUCAGGCUGAAAAAGAAGCCGCUUCAUCUCUUCCACCUCUUCGUGAUAUCAGAGAAGCAAGUGUUCAGUCACAAUUCAACGAUAUAAUCAGUCCUUCAGAUCACAAUAACUCACCCAUUGUUGUGUACAAAUAUGAGAAAGAUGAUUUGCAAAUUUGUAAUGAAUGUAAAUUGAAAAGGAAAGUAAAAUAUUACUGUUCUAUGAAAGAAGAAGAAACAAAAUAUCUAUGUGAUGAUAAUUGCUUAACUAUUUUUAAAAGUAAUCAAGAGGAUAAGGUUGCUUUAAAUUGGGAAGAUGGUAGUUUAAGAGUUAAAGAUUUUAGUGGUGUUCCUAAAGACCCCCCUUCUCUUUCAUUUAUCAGAAGAUGUGCAGCUUGUAAUAAAGAAACAAAUGAUAUUGUACAAAAUUUGACUUGGGAAAUUAUGGAUUUCUGCAAUGAAUUUUGUUUGACAAAGUAUCAAAAAGACACUGGAUCUUAUUGUUCAAAUUGUAAAGGGGAUGUAAAAUCUAACUCACUUGGGAAAUAUUGUGUGAGAUUUGGGAAUGACAUACGUCAGUUCUGUACAAGUUUAUGUCUUGAAAAAUAUAAAAAAGGAUUAAAAGUUUGUUCAUACUGCCAGCAAGACACAUCAGGUACUGGUACAGGAUUUUUAGCACCAGUUGGUGAUAAAGGCCAGUUCAAAGACUUCUGUUCUCAAGCAUGUAUGGAAAAAUAUGAUAUUAUGACAAAUGAUAAACCUCCAAAAGUCCUCCCAGGAACAAUUUGUUCAGUUUGUAAAACUGAAAAAACAAUUUCCAUACAGUUUGAAUUGGAUGGAAUUCCCAAUUACUUUUGUGGGGAACCCUGCUUUGUUGCUUUCUGCUUUGUUAAUAAUAUUUCACCAGGAAAGUGCGCUAUGUGCCGUAGACAUUUUCCAAAAUCUAUCUUGGAAAAACAUACAAUGUAUUAUGAUAAUGUUCAACAUAGUUUCUGUUCGACUAGCUGUGAAAAUAUUUACAUUAUUUCUCAUCGAAAGAUUGUACCUUGUAGUUGGUGCAAAGUGAAAAAAUACAAUUUUGACAUGAUUAGAAGAUAUUCAAAAGUGGGAUCCGUGAUAAAUAUGUGCAGUGUAAACUGCCUUGGUUUAUACAGAUUGUCUAUAGAGACAAAUUUAAGACAAGAUUGUUGCAAUUUUUGUCAAAAAUCCACACAUGCCAUGUAUCACUUAUCAAUGUCAGAUUCUUCAGUAAGGAAUUUCUGCUCUUAUAACUGUGUUAUAAACUUUCAAAAUCAAUACCCCAAACAACUAUUGGCUGUAAACAGUGGAGAAUAUCCUAUUCCCACAGGAAUUCCCAGAAAAAAUAAAAAGUACCAUGGAUCUGACUCAGCUGUUCCUGGAGAUGCUGUGCCUAUUCCAAUGAUUACAAGUGUUCAAAGUCUUGCAAACACUAAUGGAACAUUAGGCAAUUCUUCAACAGUUCCUCCUAGCCUCACUCCUAUCAAUAGCCGAUCUACUCGAUCUAAAAGUUCUCUUAGUUCACCAGUUAUAAAUUCCACACCACAAGUGAUAAACUCAUUUUCUGAAAUACCAUUCCAAGUUCAAAUCAAACAUCAUUUUAUUGUUAGACCAGCACCUCUACCAGAACAAAGAAAUGUUAGUACAAUGUGUUAUACUCAUAAAUUGAAUAAAGGUAUAACUGCAAAACCUACAGUAAUGGAUCAAGAAGUGCAGACUGAAGAACGAGAAGCAAAGAAGAUUCUUAUACCAGUACCAGUUCCCAUUUAUGUACCAACUCCCAUGCAUAUGUACAGCACCCCAACACCUGUUCCUGUGCCGAUUCCUGUACCGAUACCUAUUCCUAUAUUUAUUCCUACUACCAGGAACUCAGCUGCAGGAAUUAUGAAAGAGAUUAAGAAAAUUCAAGUUAAGAUACCCACUGAUCCAUAUGAAGCUGAACUUCUUAUGAUGGCAGAAAUGGUUGCUGAAGAAAAGAAAGACGAUAUAACAGAUUCUGAAAGCGAUGUUGAUGAUAGUGGAGGUCCAGAAGACAGCUAUAGUCCUGAACCAGUAGAUCAUAGUAAUACUUUUGGAGAUGACAUGUUACAGAUGGCUCUCAAAAUGGCUACAGAGCUAGAUGAACCUGCUGUAGAUCUAGAAGGAGCAUUAACUGCAAAUACAAUAACAGGUGGUGAACAGCAUCACAAUCAAGAUGAGAAUGUUGAUGAUCCUCAACCUCUGCACCAUCAUAUGAUUGAUAGAAGUCCUUCUGCAAGAGGUAGAAAGAGAGGUAUGCGACAAUCGAGAGGUGGAGCUAAACGAGGAAGAAGAAUGUCCCAUCAUCAAGUCGACAUGCCUAUGAUGCAACAUCAUCAAGUACAACAGCCUCCACCACCACCAGAACCUGCAGAGAAGCCUGAUGCAAAUAUGUGUCUCAAGUAUACAUUUGGCGUUAAUGCAUGGAAACAGUGGGUAACCACUAAAAACGCUGAACUGGAAAAAACACGACUUGUGAAGUUAUUCAAAACGGAAAUUCUCCAACUCACUGCUGAUGAACUCAACUUUUCACUUUGUCUAUUUGUUAAAGAAGUUAGGAAGCCCAAUGGAGCUGAAUAUGCCCCAGAUACUAUUUACUAUUUGUGUCUUGGCAUUCAACAGUACCUGUUUGAAAAUGGCCGUAUUGAUAAUAUAUUUUGUGAUCCUUACUAUGAGAAAUUCACUGACUGUUUAGACGAAGUUGCUAAGAAAUUUUCGGUACUCUAUAACGACUCUCAUUACAUUGUAACUAGAGUAGAGGAAGAACAUUUAUGGGAGAGUAAACAGUUAGGUGCUCAUUCACCUCACGUACUACUUAGUACUUUGAUGUUUUUUAAUACAAAACAUUUUAAUCUUACAAGUGUUGAUGAACACAUGCAGUUAUCUUUUUCACAUAUUAUGAAACAUUGGAAAAGAAAUCCCAAUCAACCUGGCGCAUCAAAAGUACCUGGUUCCAGAAAUGUACUUUUGCGGUUCUAUCCUCCACAAAGUGCGAUACAAAAUAAUGCUAGGAAAAAGAAGGUGUAUGAACAACAAGAAAAUGAAGAAAAUCCUUUAAGAUGUCCUGUAAAAUUGUACGAAUUUUAUUUGUCCAAAUGCCCCGAAAGUGUUAAAACAAGAAAUGAUGUUUUUUAUCUUCAGCCAGAACGUUCUUGUGUACCAGACAGCCCAGUUUGGUAUUCUACAAUGCCAUUACCACGAGAAGCACUUGAAAAAAUGCUUCAUAGAGUCAAAAUGGUUAAAGAAAUUAAUGUAGCUCUUCUCACCAGCUAAGUGAAUGUAUUACUCAUAUUGUGUGUAGUAAUUUUAAAACAGAAAUAAUGGUAAUCAACUUUAUUUUGACAUUGAUUCAUCUGCGUAUGUUAUAUUAUGUAUAGGGUAAUAGUAAAUAUACACAAUUUUUUUAGCACGGGUAAUUGAUGAAUUUGUUAUUUUAUCCUGAAAUUUUUCAUCUCAUUACUUGAUUAGAUUUUGGAUCUGAAUAUUUUAUUUAGAGCAUAAAAAACUUCAACUUGGAUUGAAGCAUCAAUAUAUUCUUAUGUAAUGUAGUUUAUAUGUUUUAUUUAUAGAACAUUGAUGAUAUUUAAGAAAAAAUUACAAAACACUAAAUUGAAAAUAUA
Molecule: messenger RNA, 5304 nt
Organism: Diorhabda carinulata
Lineage: Eukaryota; Metazoa; Arthropoda; Insecta; Coleoptera; Chrysomelidae
Gene: woc
Product: zinc finger MYM-type protein 4
Exons: 11
Coding region: 425-4957 (1510 amino acids)
Molecular function (GO): zinc ion binding
Source: RefSeq, a predicted model, not a curated record